ACUAUUUCUAGGCACAAUGUAGUGGAAUGCAAAAAUGUUUUUAAAUCUUUUUCCUUUACAAUAUAUUGAUUAUCAGAAUUUUGUUCAUGUUAUAAAUAGAAACCUCCCCAAAUUGCCUUUUACAUUUUUUAGAUGUGUUCUUAUUUUAAAUGAUGCCAUGAAAUAUUUUGCUCAGUACUCACAUAUAAAAAGAAAAUUAGUUGCUGUAUACUGUCGUAGCUUUAUGGCUUACAUAAAAUAGAAAAAACACAUUUACAUGAAUGCUGUUAGGAAGGGUAUCAUCAUUUGAUCUUUAAACUUGCCGCUUCUCUCAGGAGAGUUCAGCAAUAUUUCUAUUGGAGUUAAGGAAUGUGGUUUGAUUUUUAUGAAUGGUUUACUUUUAGAUAUUUCAGAGUGAAGAAUGAGCAUACAUAUUGAAAAGACCAAAGUGGCACAGGGCUGCAAAAUAUUAAAGGUGCCAGGUGCCUUAAUUAACAAAUGAGGAAUAUCUUGAGUAAAUCAGAUAACUCAGAUUGUUAAGUUCUAUGAUAUUUCAAAAUGUUUUUUGUCUUUUUCAGUUUUGUAUGCUUUGUGCUUAUUAUAUUAAGUAUUCAUUUUUAGCACUUUUGUGAUCAGAUUACAGAACAGUCAUUACUCUUGCUUUUCAAAUUGAUUUGGUUUUCAAACUCCAAAACUCUGUGAUGAUUUUUACAAAUUGGUUUACAUUUUGACAGAACAGAGUUAAGUUAAUUAAUAGAUCAGGCACGAAAAAUCAUCCACAGUAGGGUAUAUUUUCUGGUAAAAUGAAAGUUAUGUUUCAGCAUGAUGAGCAUCAGGCUUCAGUAAUCUGUUCCUCGUGUGGAAUGAACACUUCCUACUUCGAGCUAGCAGGCACCUACUGUUUAUUUACGCUGCAUUAAACUGACAGCGCAGCAAUCAGAGGAAAAAUAUUACUUACCUUCCUGAAGUAAAUACCAGUUUAUAGGUUAGUGCACGUAUUUAUAUUCCUGUCACCACUAAAUAACGGCUCUGUCUCCAUUUUAAUAUCUACCUGUGCUAUAAUCCAGGGCUUCAGACUCUUCCUGGUUGGGGAUAGGGGUAGAGAGGAGUUUUUCAUAUCAUUUCUCAAUGGCAAAACUUUAAAGACAAAUAAUUUCAUCUUCUCAUUUCUGUCGUGUGAGAACCAGUUGAAAGAAAUGUUAUGUAUCUUUACUUUGCAUACCUCAACUCUAACAUCAAAACCCCAAAAGAAUCUGCAUGCCACUUAAAAUAGUCAUCUUAAAGCAACCUCAGGAUAAAUAUGUUCAAACACAUUGAAAUGUAUUUUGCUAAAUUAACUUUCUACAAAGUUCCAAAAAGAUUAAACUAUUUGAUUCCUCAGAUAAUAACUUCAAUAAAGUGUCUUCUCUUCCAAGUCUUAUGUGGAAUGUUUGAGUUUUUCAUGGAGUUCUAAAAAUAUGAAUAAAAGUGGGGCUCACUGAUUGAUUUAUUGAUUGACACUCUGAGCUUUUCUCUGAAAAUAUUCUUACCUCCUUUAUUUGACUUCUUGUUAAUCUGCCAUCCUUAAAAUAAGGGAGAUUUCUACUUUGUUAUAAUACUAAAUGUAUUUGUUGUUUUCUUUUAAGUUAAAAAUCCUUUCUCUUUCAAGAUCCCUUUGAAACAUCAAAAUACUGUUAAAGUUGAAUUUCAAAAUUCACAAUUAACUUGAGAAAAUGCUUAUUUUCACUUAUAUUAUCUAAGAAUCGGUUGCACUUAACUGCCUAUACACAGUUAUCAAUACCUAAUCACAUAUUCCACUGACAUCAGGGUAGAAUAUGGUCUUAAUACAACAUAUAAAUCAAAUCUGUUACACAAGGUUCUUCUCCUUCACUAUACCGAAAAAAAGUUGUCUACUAUAGUAAUUUAUAUGUCAUUCCUAACUGCUGUUCUCAAUGGUAAGUCUAUUUAAACUUGAUGUCUUCAUAGAGUGUGAUCAACACAUUAGCACACAUUAUUUCAUACUUUUGAACUUAUGCCAAUGGUACCUUUUGCUGUUUAUUUUUUUAAAGUCUUUUUUAAGAUUAGAUAUUUCAUUUCAGAGUAAAUAGAUACAGAUUGUGUGUAUAUAUAUUCAGGGUGAGAUUUAGUAGUGUAGAAUUUCUCCAACAUAUUGGCCUAUUUUUAUGCUUUCAAGUUAUUCUUUAUCACUUCUACAGUUGUUGCAGUCUGAAAGUUCAUAAUCGAAAUUCUAAUCACCUCUUUCAGUGGACUUUCAAGGAUGUAAUUCAGUUUAUGCGGUGAUCUAGUUUAGUUACAAGAGAUGAAAAUUAGUUAACUGGUACCUCAGGAUUUAUGUCCCUGGUUUCUGCUGAAAUUUAUUCAGUCCAGUUAUUUGACAUUUGGUAGAGAAGUGGCUUGUAAUCAAAAAUUAAGAGUUGGUUCAAUUUCCAGUGGAGGAGAGAUUUUCCUGGAUAAAACAUUUAACUGUGCAAUAUUUUAUUACACUCAUCACUCAUUUUAGAGCCUGCUUAUUGUUGCACACAUUUUUGAAUACCUAGGGGUGCAGGUCCCCAGAUGAGGCCGAAAUGCUUGCAGAAGAAGCAGAUGUCAGGCUGCACCUGGUUGUGCCUUUACUAGUAUGUCUGUGGACUUGAGCUGGCCCCCCCUCCUCUGCACCCCUUCCCCCACAGGUGUGCAGGAAGUAGAGGGCGUUAUACUGGGUGAAGUGGGUGGACUCUACACAGAGCUAUGACCUGAUUUGUGACGCACCCUCAGAACUGCAGUAAUGGUCCAGCUGCUUCAGAGGCAACUGGUAACCACCUCAUUUGGGGAUGUUUCUGCCUUGCUAGCAGUGCCAGCGAGAACUUCAUCAUUGUCACCUCAUCAAAGACUACUUUUUCAGACGUCUCCUGUAGGGCUAGAUUCAGAGAGCAGCUUCUGAUUAUUUGGAGGGUGAUCUUUAGACAGUGACUGAGUAUGGAUCAUUUGAACGAGGCAACUCAGGGGAAAGAACAUUCAGAAAUGUCUAACAAUGUGAGUGAUCCGAAGGGUCCACCAGCCAAGAUUGCCCGCCUGGAGCAGAACGGGAGCCCACUAGGAAGAGGAAGGCUUGGGAGUACAGGUGCAAAAAUGCAGGGAGUGCCUUUAAAACACUCGGGCCAUCUGAUGAAAACCAACCUUAGGAAAGGAACCAUGCUACCGGUUUUCUGUGUGGUGGAACAUUAUGAAAAUGCCAUUGAAUAUGAUUGCAAGGAGGAGCAUGCAGAAUUUGUGUUGGUGAGAAAGGACAUGCUUUUCAACCAGCUGAUAGAAAUGGCACUGCUGUCUCUAGGUUAUUCACAUAGCUCUGCUGCCCAGGCCAAAGGGCUAAUCCAGGUUGGAAAAUGGAAUCCAGUUCCACUGUCUUAUGUGACAGAUGCCCCUGAUGCUACAGUAGCAGAUAUGCUUCAAGAUGUAUAUCAUGUGGUCACAUUGAAAAUUCAGUUACACAGUUGCCCCAAACUAGAAGACUUGCCUCCCGAACAAUGGUCGCACACCACAGUGAGGAAUGCUCUGAAGGACUUACUGAAAGAUAUGAAUCAGAGUUCGUUGGCCAAGGAGUGCCCCCUUUCACAGAGUAUGAUUUCUUCCAUUGUGAACAGCACUUACUAUGCAAAUGUCUCAGCAGCAAAAUGUCAAGAAUUUGGAAGGUGGUACAAACAUUUCAAGAAGACAAAAGAUAUGAUGGUUGAAAUGGAUAGUCUUUCUGAGCUAUCCCAGCAAGGCGCCAAUCAUGUCAAUUUUGGCCAGCAACCGGUUCCAGGGAACACAGCCGAGCAGCCACCAUCCCCUGCACAGCUAUCCCAUGGCAGUCAGCCCUCUGUCCGGACCCCUCUUCCAAACCUGCACCCUGGGCUCGUAUCAACGCCUAUCAGUCCUCAAUUGGUCAACCAGCAGCUGGUGAUGGCUCAGCUGCUGAACCAGCAGUAUGCAGUGAAUAGACUUUUAGCCCAGCAGUCCUUAAACCAACAAUACUUGAACCACCCUCCCCCUGUCAGUAGAUCUAUGAAUAAGCCUUUGGAGCAGCAGGUUUCAACCAACACAGAGGUGUCUUCCGAAAUCUACCAGUGGGUACGCGAUGAACUGAAACGAGCAGGAAUCUCCCAGGCAGUAUUUGCACGUGUGGCUUUUAACAGAACUCAGGGCUUGCUUUCAGAAAUCCUCCGAAAGGAAGAGGAUCCCAAGACUGCAUCCCAGUCUUUGCUGGUAAACCUUCGGGCUAUGCAGAAUUUCUUGCAGUUACCAGAAGCGGAAAGAGACCGAAUAUACCAGGACGAAAGGGAAAGGAGCUUGAAUGCUGCCUCAGCCAUGGGUCCUGCCCCACUGAUAAGCACACCGCCCAGCCGCCCUCCCCAGGUGAAAACAGCUACUAUUGCCACUGAGAGGAAUGGGAAACCAGAGAACAAUACCAUGAACAUUAAUGCUUCCAUUUAUGAUGAGAUUCAGCAGGAAAUGAAGCGCGCUAAAGUGUCUCAAGCACUGUUUGCAAAGGUUGCAGCAACCAAAAGCCAGGGAUGGUUAUGUGAGCUGUUACGCUGGAAGGAAGAUCCUUCUCCAGAAAACAGAACCCUGUGGGAGAACCUCUCCAUGAUCCGAAGGUUCCUCAGUCUUCCUCAGCCAGAACGCGAUGCCAUUUACGAACAGGAGAGCAACGCGGUGCAUCACCAUGGCGACAGACCGCCCCACAUUAUCCAUGUUCCAGCAGAGCAGAUUCAGCUGCAGCAACAGCAGCAGCAACAGCAGCAGCAGCAACAGCAGCAGCAGGCGCCGCAGCCUCCACAGCCACAGCAGCAGCCACAGGCAGGCCCUCGGCUCCCCCCACGACAACCCACGGUGGCCUCUCCAGCAGAGUCAGAUGAGGAGAACCGGCAGAAGACCCGGCCACGAACAAAAAUUUCAGUGGAAGCCCUGGGAAUCCUCCAGAGUUUCAUACAAGACGUAGGCCUGUACCCUGAUGAAGAGGCCAUCCAGACUCUGUCCGCUCAGCUUGACCUUCCCAAGUACACCAUCAUCAAGUUCUUUCAGAACCAGCGGUACUAUCUCAAGCACCAUGGCAAACUGAAGGACAAUUCCGGUUUAGAGGUUGAUGUGGCAGAAUAUAAAGAAGAGGAGCUGCUGAAGGAUUUGGAAGAAAGUGUCCAAGAUAAAAAUACUAACACCCUUUUUUCAGUGAAACUAGAAGAAGAGCUGUCAGUGGAAGGAAACACAGACAUUAAUGCUGAUUUGAAAGACUGAGAUAAAAGUAUUCGUUUCAUUCAACAAUUCCACUGGUAUCUACUAACAAAAUGAAAAGUUCACCUUGUAUUCUCUCAGAAAACCUUUGUUGUUCAUUGUUUGGCCAAUGAAUCUUCAAAAACUUGCACAAACAGAAAAGUUGGAAAAGGAUAAUACAGACUGCACUAAAUGUUUUACUCUGUUUUACAAACUGCUUGGCAGCCCCAGGUGAAGCAUCAAGGAUUGUUUGGUAUUAAAAUUUGUGUUCACGGGAUGCACCAAAGUGUGUACCCCGUAAGCAUGAAACCAGUGAUUUUUUUUUUUUUUCAGUUAUUCUGGAGCCUCAAACAAGCAUUAUAACUUCUGUGAUUAUGAUUUUCUCUCCUAUAAUUAUUUCUGUAGCACUCCACACUGAUCUUUGGAAACUUGCCCCUUAUUUAAAAAAAAAAAAAAGAAAAAAAAAGAGUUUGUUACUCUAUUGUAUGUUACAAAAGAACUAUAGACUGUGGAAUGCAGUUUAAAGAUGACAUAUGCCAACAAAUGCCUUGUAUUAUAUGGCACUGCCGUAAUUCAAAUUUGUUUUUAUUUUGGAAAUAAAAGUUCACUGUAAUUUUUUUUCAUUCUCAUUGUUACAUGAUUUUUUUAAAAAAAAAAGGAAAAGAAAAUGUGAAACACAAUUUAGUCCUCAUUAUUUAUUUGUAGAUCCUGCAGCAUCAUGUUGUAAUUAAUUUUUUGGAAGUUUCCGUUAAAUGUAAUAUUGCUUCUCUUGUUACCAUACUGAUUCUUUUCUAUUUAUAAAUGUAUUUUGAUGGGCAGUAAAACAAAGUGUCUUAAAAGUUUUAAAUAGAGAAAAUGUGCUUUACACAGUUGCCUAUAAAAAGUGCUCUAUGUUAUCCAAGCAAUUCAUACUAUAAGCUUCACUCUUAUUGUUGUAUGCAAUUUUUACUAUCAUGCAAAUAAGCUUAGGUAAAUAAAACUAAUAGAUCACCUUAGAAAAUUAUGCAAUUAAUGUGAAAAUAAUUGAUGUUUGCAAUGUGUCUUCCUUUGGUUUACAAUCAAUUUUAAAGCUACAUCUGUAUAAAAUUUCUGUAUAAAGGUGUAUUUCUUUUUUAUGAGUUUAUGGCUAUGAAAACACCAGCGAUUUUGUUACAGCUGGCUGUUUUUAUAAGUGUAUCACAAUUUUCUUUAUGCAGAGAUGUUCUGCCUAGGAGUGGUUAUUGACUGUAACUACACAAUUAAAAUUGUUUGUAUGGUAUGACAUGGUAGGGUUUGUCUGCUUAUGUGAAGUAACUUUAAAGAAAAGUCAAAGGAUGGCCCUCUCAUUUAGGUGCAUGUUAAUACUUUCUUGCUAUUUAACUGAUUUUGAAAAGAGCAAUUGAAAAGUUACUUGAAACACUGUAAAUUUACAUCACAAACACAUGCUCAUUUUUAAAUAGGUAUGAAAUUUCACAAUGAAGAUAACCUGUUUUGGUUAACAUUUUGCUUAAUAAAUAGAGAUAGGAUGGUCAAAAGACUCUCCAACAAAAACAUAAAUCCAGUCUCUAGCAGUUAUGUUCUUAGAGUGGAUUCGUCUGUGCUUAUUUCACAAUACUUCAAUUAUAGCAACACUUUUCCUUAAGCUAAUGUACAAAUAUUUUUAAAGUUCAUUAAUAGUCUCAAAAUAAGUAGGGGGAAAAUGGACCUUCUGUAUAAAAACUGCUUAGUAAGCUUUUUUUCUUUUUUUUAACAAGUUUUUGGAAUAAGUUAAUAACUAAGCUCAUUUGAUUGUGUAUGUCAUAACUAUAAGAGCUACAUGAAGAAAAUAGGAAUAACACACCUGGAAUUUAAAUACAAUCUUCUAAGUUCUUGCAACAUUCAACUUAGUAAAAUGCCAGAAUAUAAAAUGAGGUGUGCUAAUGGUCACAGAAAGGACUGAGGCCAGCAUUACAGUUUUGCGUGAUUUUUAUUUGCCUCUUCACUUUAAGGUUUCCUGGAUGCUAGUAAGGGUAUCUGGGUUGCUUGAGAUACCAUUCUGCAAUUGCCCUUCUCUUUCUGCCUACCAUUUUCUCAGGCCCUGAUGAGCUUAUUGGUAGGCAACGGGGCUGCUUUAAUGUUGUACUUUAGAAACUAAAAUGGAAUCAUUGAAAACUCUCAAAGAAGCUUUAAAGUUCCAUUUGCUUUUGAAGCACAGCUAAGCUACUCUGACGGCAGCUGGUUGGUUGCAAACUUAAAAUUGUACUGAAAAGUUGCCACUUCUUUUUAUGAAGAAAACAACUCUCAAACAUUUUUGCUCACUAGAGUUCAGAAAAGUAAUAACUUGAGCCAAAGGAAUUUGAAUUAAGAAAACUAGAUUUAAUGUAUUUAAGAAAUAGAAACUAGAAUACCAUUAGUUAAAUUGUCUUUCUCUUCCUUAUAGAUCCCCUAAGUUUAAGGAACAAGGCUGGAUUUUUAACCAGUCCAACCCUAACACAAGGUGUCAAAUAGGUAUGAAAUUCAGUAAUCUUUUUGGAAGGAGAAAUUGGGUUGCAAAUAACUUUCCAUUGCUAAUAACCUAAAUUAUUUGAAAUAGUGUUUUCAGUGAAAUGAAUGUCUGUUGGUAAUCGACAUAGCAAUGCUAACAGAAUUCUCACAUUGAUUUUUUAACUUUUUUAAAGUCACCAUGGUUUUGAUAAUUUGAUAUUUUAAGUGCCCCCCCUCCAGUGCGCACCCACACACACACACAUGCACAUGUUAAUAAACAAUGAUGGCCCGGAUGGAGUGAGCAAAAUUGAUUUCAGGGAAGAUGGCACAUUUUAGAAAAGACUUGCCCAGAUGAUCUUCCAUAUUGCUCACCAAUGUCAUUUAUCGCUCAUGCCAGUCCUCCUCCUGUUUCCUGUGGCAUGGUAAAAUUCCUGUAACAAGCUUCAUUGUGUCCACGUAUUUCAGAGACUUUUAAAAGCUGGGCAUGACAUAGCGGUUUGUGCUGUUAAGACCUUAGCAGAGUCAGGUAGUUUACGGGUAAUAUUCAACCUUGUGCAUCUGAAUCUGUCAUGGAUUCCCUUCACUCAGCACUUUGCCACUAAUUUGUAUUACACUCUGUGGCCAUAUAAUACUUGCACAUUAUGCAAAAAAAAAAUGUUGAUAGUAUCUCCUUGCCACACAACAUGCAGAGUUGACACAUAACCUUUGAAAACCAAGGUAACUAAUAUGUAUGCCCUAGUUGUGUGGCGCUUGGUAACAAAGUCUGUACAUAUUAUGUAUAAAAUGUGUAUUGGUUAGCAUUUAGUGCUAAGAAAUUCUGAGUUUAAAAUAAGUGUUUUUUUCAAAGUAGCGAUAUCUAUAUCUGUGUUUAUCUAAAAAUACUAGCUUGAAUAGAAAACAUUCUCAAAUGGUUCAAGAUUGAGUAAAAAUGAGAAUCCCAUACAUUCCAUGAUUAAAUUCUGCCCUAUUCCCAAUUGUUAGCAUCUGGCUGAUAUUAAGGUCUUUGAUUGUCACAAUAUUCUCAAUAAAUGAGACAUUCUGAA
This is a messenger RNA of Sapajus apella (tufted capuchin), 8693 nucleotides long. It is a transcript of the gene SATB1, whose product is annotated as SATB homeobox 1. The coding region runs from base 2935 to 5232 and encodes 765 amino acids. The record is from RefSeq and is a predicted model, not a curated record. The transcript is spliced from 11 exons. NCBI's taxonomy places the organism in Eukaryota, Metazoa, Chordata, Mammalia, Primates, Cebidae. Gene Ontology annotation, biological process: regulation of transcription by RNA polymerase II; chromatin remodeling. Gene Ontology annotation, molecular function: DNA-binding transcription factor activity, RNA polymerase II-specific; RNA polymerase II cis-regulatory region sequence-specific DNA binding.